CCCGAACCAAACCGAACCGAACCAUUUUCUCUGCCACUCAAUUCUCCACUCAACUCUCACAGUUCCUCGUUUUCCUCCCCCUGCUCUGCUGCUGCCCCCCUUAUCACAAUUCUCAAUCCGCACUGUUCUCUACUUCUCUCGAUCGAGUAAGAACCCUAAACACUAAUUCAUCCCAUCCUGUUCGUCGUCAUCGCCUUCCUCAGCCUAGUAGCUGCCGGAUCGCCUUCCUCGCUUCGUGUCUUUUUGGGAGCCCCACUGUAAUCGAUUCUUUCUUCGCCGCAUCGUCUUCCUUGUCGACGUCGCCACACAACUCGCGUUGGUCCUCGCCGGCCUGCCUCGUCCUCGCCGUCGCCGGCUUAUCCUCAUCCUUGCCCGUGCUUGUCAUUGCUGAUCCCGCAGUUAACUCGCACUCUUGCCAUUUCUACCAGUCAUCCAUAUACAUCUUUCUUAAUACGAAUUCCCUGCUUCUCCGGGGAAGAGCCGGCUGCCACACGAUUUGACGAUACCCGAUCGCUAGGCCUACUUGAGGCGAUCUCUUCCCUUCCUUGCGCAAUUCCAUGGAUAUGGAAUCAGUGAUGGAGUUUCUAGGCGGCGUGCCUUUGCUGCAGCGGUUGCCCAGUUCUUCGCUCAAGAGAAUUGCUCAGCUUGUCACGCCUCGGCACUAUGAUAAAGGGCAGUAUGUUAUUCGUGAGGGCGAAGUCGGAGAAGGUGUCUAUUUUAUAUGGGAAGGGGAGGCUGAAGUUGAUGGAUCAGUGCAUACUGAGGAAGAAAACCGUCCUGAAUUUCAAUUGAAACGAUUUGAUUACUUUGGCAAUGGUUUGUCCGUCUCAGUCCAGCAAGUAGAUGUGAUCGCUUUGACCAAGCUCACCUGCUUAGUGCUGCCCUACGAACAUUGCAGUUUGCUGCAAACAAAAUCGAUAUGGAGAGCAGAUGAGACUCAUGAUUCGUGCUCCCUUGUAGAGCGUAUACUGCACUUGGAUUCAAUAGAAGUGAAUCUGUUCCAAGGAAUAACCUUGCCAGAGGCCCCCAAGUUCGGAAAGGUAUUUGGAGGUCAGUUUGUUGGACAGGCACUAGCAGCAGCGUCGAAAACUGUGGAUUGCCUGAAGAUUGUACACAGCUUACAUUCUUAUUUCCUUCUUGUUGGGGAUUUUGACAUGCCAAUUCUGUACCAAGUUCACCGCGUUCGUGAUGGGAAAAGCUUUGCUACUCGCAGAGUUGAUGCAAUACAAAAGGGAAAUGUUGUGUUCACGUUACUCGCGUCAUUUCAGAAAGAAGAAACCGGAUUCAAGCACCAGGAAGUUGCAAUGCCAUCUGUGCCAGAUCCAGAGAUGCUCUUGUCAUUGGAACAGUUGCGUGAUAAGCGUUUAACUGAUCCUCGCCUCCCUAGAAGCUAUAGAAACAAGGUAGCUGCUAAAGAAUUUGUCCCUUGGCCAAUAGAGAUUAGGUUCUGCGAGCCUAGCACCCGUACCAAUCAGACCAAGUCUCCUCCAAGCUUGAAGUACUGGUUCAGAGCAAAAGGAAAGCUUUCAGAUGAUCAAGCUUUGCAAAGGCAAGUUACUCCUUUCAACCUCAACCCGAGCUCAAUGAAACCUAGAAACCUUGCUAUGUGUGUAGCAGCAUUUGCUUCAGAUCUCAUCUUUCUUCAAGUUAGUUUGAACCCUCAUCGCUAUAGGGGUUUGAAGGCAUCCGCUGUUAGUCUGGAUCACUCGAUGUGGUUCCAUAGACCUUUCAGAGCCGACGAUUGGAUAUUGUUUGUGGUAAGUGGUCACAGGGUCAUCUCAGUUCAGAUGGUCCCAUGCAACAACCAGAAGUUAACAUUUCAAGUGUUUGUCUUGCAGAUCAAGAGCCCCGCUGCCUCCAAUGCACGCGGCUUUGUGUCAGGAGAUAUGUUCACUAAAGGGGGAGAGCACAUUGUGUCGCUAACGCAAGAGGGCCUGCUUCGGAAGUAUAUGCCACCAAAUCCAGCCACGGGCUCAAAGCUUUGAGUUAGAAGUUGUAGCGUGAUGAUUCAGACGAACUCAUAUAGAAAGACGAGGCGCCCUAUACUGGUGGUUUGGUCAUUGUGGGUUUAGCCACAGUUCUCCAGUUUGUCUCAGGGUUGGGAGUGUUGCUAUGUAAUUUGCCGGUUGAGUUGCCUAUACAUGUAUUAUUCUGGGGAAUGUUGCAUUGCACUCCUUGUGCUUUCUUGUGCCCCAGCCACUGACAGUUUUGAAUGACGGUGUCAUAAAAUAUAAUAAUCUCUCUAGUGUUUGUAAUUUAAAUUAAUGUUUUAGAAAGCUUACCUUACUGUCCGGUUGAAACUGUUUUAGCAGGUGAAACUGUUUAACCAUGGUUUUAGUACGAAAUAUCUUACAACUGAA
This is a messenger RNA of Linum tenue, 2360 nucleotides long. The record is from the annotation of a GenBank genome assembly. Lineage: Eukaryota; Viridiplantae; Streptophyta; Magnoliopsida; Malpighiales; Linaceae.